Molecule: messenger RNA, 7523 nt
Organism: Helicoverpa zea (corn earworm)
Lineage: Eukaryota; Metazoa; Arthropoda; Insecta; Lepidoptera; Noctuidae
Gene: Shal
Product: potassium voltage-gated channel protein Shal
Exons: 6
Coding region: 1-1833 (610 amino acids)
Biological process (GO): potassium ion transmembrane transport; protein homooligomerization
Cellular component (GO): membrane; voltage-gated potassium channel complex
Molecular function (GO): protein binding; A-type (transient outward) potassium channel activity
Source: RefSeq, a predicted model, not a curated record
AUGGCGUCCGUCGCCGCUUGGCUGCCCUUCGCCCGAGCAGCCGCCAUCGGAUGGGUUCCCAUCGCCACGCACCCGCUGCCGCCGCCCCCAGUCCCCAAGGACCGCCGCCGCGCCGAAGACGAGAAGCUCCUCAUUAACGUCUCCGGACGACGCUUCGAGACAUGGCGAAACACCCUCGAGAAAUACCCCGACUCCCUCCUCGGCUCCACCGAGAGAGAAUUCUUCUACGACGAAGACAGCAGAGAGUAUUUCUUCGACAGAGACCCGGAUAUAUUCCGACACAUACUAAAUUAUUACAGAACUGGCAAGUUGCACUACCCCAAACACGAAUGUUUGACGGGAUACGACGAGGAGCUCGCUUUCUUUGGGAUCCUACCUGACGUGAUCGGAGACUGCUGCUAUGAGGACUACAGAGAUAGGAAACGGGAGAAUGCCGAGAGGCUCAUGGACGAUAAAUUAAGUGAGGCGGGAGAUCAGAGCCUGCCCCAACUGACAGACUUGCGGCAGAAGAUGUGGCGAGCGUUCGAGAACCCCCACACUUCGACUGCUGCCUUGGUAUUCUACUAUGUGACUGGGUUCUUCAUCGCGGUGUCGGUGAUGGCGAACGUAGUGGAAACAGUGCCGUGCGGCCACCGGCCCGGCCGCGCUGGGACCCUGCCGUGUGGCGAGCGGUACAAAAUCGUGUUCUUCUGCUUAGACACAGCGUGUGUGAUGAUAUUUACAGCGGAGUACCUGCUCCGACUGUUCGCAGCGCCGGAUCGCUGCAAGUUCGUGAGAUCAGUCAUGUCGAUCAUUGACGUGGUGGCCAUCCUGCCGUACUACAUUGGUCUCGGGAUAACCGACAACGAUGACGUGUCGGGAGCCUUCGUGACCCUGAGGGUGUUCAGAGUGUUCCGUAUCUUCAAGUUCUCCAGGCACUCUCAAGGCUUGCGUAUCCUGGGUUACACGUUGAAGUCGUGCGCCAGUGAACUGGGCUUCCUGGUAUUCUCGUUGGCGAUGGCCAUCAUCAUCUUCGCCACAGUGAUGUUCUACGCUGAGAAGAACGAGCAAGAUACCAAUUUCACAUCCAUUCCUGCCGCCUUCUGGUACACCAUCGUGACAAUGACGACGCUGGGAUACGGCGACAUGGUACCAGGCACCAUAGCCGGCAAGAUCGUCGGAGGAGUGUGCUCCCUGUCCGGAGUGCUGGUCAUAGCGCUCCCGGUGCCCGUCAUCGUGUCCAACUUCUCCAGGAUCUACCAUCAGAACCAGAGGGCUGAUAAGAGGAAGGCUCAGAGGAAAGCCCGCCUCGCCCGAAUCCGCAUCGCCAAAGCCUCCUCCGGAGCUGCCUUCGUGUCAAAGAAGAAGGCAGCUGAAGCCCGCCUCGCUGCCCAGGAGUCGGGCGUAGAACUAGAUGAUGCUGGAAGAGACGAGGACAUCUUCGAGUUGCAGCACCACCACUUACUGCGAUGCCUCGAGCGCACCACGGACCGUGAAUUCGUGGAAAUGGAGAACCCCUUCAAUGGAGCAGCCAAACGGGCUGGGUCCCCGUCUCCGCUAGCGUCGCCCGCGCACUCUGGUCGCGCGCCUGCGCUGUUGGCGUGUUGCGCAAGAUGUGGCUGCUGCCCACAGAAGUAUCAGGUCCUGCUAUUAGACUCGAGUAGGAAGGGAAGAAAGGGAGGGAGGCGGUACACGUCGACCUCUCGACCCUCCGACACGUCAGUGUCCGCUGCGCCCAGCGAAGAUCCAUUACCACAAGCGUGUGGCAAAUACAUUCCUGCCGGGAGCACAGUGCAGGGCAAUCAGACUGGUGUCGCCAUGGACGGGACUUAUCUAGUGGAGGCAUCCUUCUAGGGUCCAUCCACCAGCCACAUGGAGACAUAUGUAUAGCCCAUGCAAGUGAACCUAUCACGGACAUGAAUCAAAGCCUAGUUCACACUAGCACGCGACACACGUCGUACCAAAACAACAAUUAUUAGAAUUAUAAAUCUGUGUAACAUGUUCUAAGUCUAACACGAUACUGCCUAACAUUAAAAAAAAUAUCAGAUUUGUAUUUUGCGAGUUUCGGAGUGAGUUAUGGACACAGAGUUUUACACUGUGAUUUUUAAAAUGGAAUAGUCCAUUUCUUGUUCCAUUCCAUUUUUAAAAGACUUCUGUAGUGCCAUUCCAUUUCGAUUACCGGAAUGUGCUCUGGAAUGGAAGAAACGGCUGGAAAUGGAAUGCAUUUCUGGAUUGUGACAUGAAAGAGAUGGAAGAUAUUUGGGAUUGUGGUCUUAAUCUCUGGAACGUAAUGUUCUUUCGCGUCCUCUCCGUGUAGUUUCUUUUAUCCGUAUUAGUAAUAAAAACAGUAUUAAUUAAGAUUUUAAAUGUUAAUGGUGAACGGAUAGAAUCUUGCUUCUUGUAACAACGAGAUAAAAUUAUGUGAAAAUGGUAUUGUCUUUAGACUUUCUUGUGAGAGGCGUUUUUAGAAAAGACAACUAGAUUCAAAUUUCAGUAUAGUCAAUAGUUAUUCGAGUCAUAUCAACAUUAGGCAGUUAUAUAGACGUACCGGUAUCUUAUAAAUAAACUGUUCAUAGUUGAAGUCAUUUCUGGGGGUCCUAAGUUAAUAAAUAGUAUGUAUAAGUAAAUAAAAUAGAAAAAAAUCUAGUCAUGAAUGAAAAAGUAACACAAAUGCAACGUGAGUUUUUAAUAAUUUAUUAUUACAUUGCAUUUUCAAAACAUGUCAUUUCUAGUCAAAAAUCAAUGUGAUCGAAUUACAUUUUUGAAAUUAUAAAUUAUUUGCAUUUUUAAUUUUAAGUUGUCAAACAUCGAAUGUUAUUUUAGAUUUUAUAAUUUAAUUUUAGUGUUAGGUUUGUUGAACUAAAAUUCAAAAUCUGUCUAUUUGUAAUAUCUACGUUUAAAUUCUUGAGAUAUUAAUACAUAAUUAUUUUGUCAAUGCUUUUAAUUUUUAAAAUAAUUUCCCGACAUUUUUCAUAACUGGACCUUCCGAUGACUUUGAUUGUGGACAUACUCAAGGUCCCAACUUUUAAAAUACUACUUAUUUUUUAUUUAUUUUAAUUUAUAUCACUAGAACUCUAGUGCCUUCAAUAUUUGUUAUUUCCAAAAAAAUCGUUGCUCUGUGUUAGUGAGGCGUAAAUGUUAGUGUUGUAACGAUGCGUCAGAUAUCGAUAGUCGAUACGUCGAUAUGACGUAACGCUGUGUAUUUGUAAAGGACUUGUUGCGUCAAAGUGACGUAUUGAGCCGUGUAUAAAUGUAUUCGAGGUGGAUUAUUUACGUCGCCCGACCGUAGUGCUGGAAUAUGACAUGUGAAAUAUGAGAGAGUAUUUUGGCAGACAGUUGAAUGUAUUUUUGAGUUCUAAAAGUAAUAUUCAAUUGUUGUAAAUCUCCUUAAUGCGUAUUCGAAAGCAGUAUGACGUACUGAUGAGCAAGGAAAUGACGUUAAGUUUAUAUUUUUAAGAUUUUUGAACAAAAGUACAUUUAACUGUAUGUUAUACUUGCCAUGCGCAUGAUCAGAAACAUAACGACAUUACCGAUGUCACUAGUAGAGACCCCCUAUCAUAGACCAGUCUUAUGAUUGCAUUAGUAUGAAAUAAUGUUAUAAUAAUAGAUAGAGAAUUUAUGUGGUUACAUUAGAGAUUUAUUUAAUUAUAUGUUAAUAAACUAGCGUUAAGACGAAUAGUGUUUAAGUAAAAAUUUAUUGCAUUGAAUGCAUGAUUUUAAAAUUGUAGAUACAUACGUAUUUUUUUCACCAUGCUUUCUCUCCAAAUGUGUCUUUUAAAGUUAUCGAUAAAAAUAUGAAUUGUAAAUCGUGUUCUUUCACGUCACUACGCGUUGGGUAACGCUUCAAUUUUUAAAUUUAAAUUUAUUAAUCAGUAUACUAUGUAAAUUGUUUCUUACGGAAUUAAAUUUUUAAUAAAAUAAUCUAAACCUUCGAUUUACUGAAGUGUAAAAUCGCUUGCCAGAUUUAAUGGUCUAAAUACUAAGGGAGAUAACUUCCAAUUUCUUUGAAGUAAUUCCUAUAUAGUCUACUUAAAUUACUUGUAGACAUAAGCGUUAUUUAAAGUAAUACUUGAAUAACAGCGGGUUCUAAAAUGGUGCCUCGAAUCAAAAGCGGACCAUUUGAAUCCAAGAUUAGACAGCUCGUGAAGAAAGCAUGGUUUUAAACAAAAUCUUUUUGUUUUUAGUUCAUAAUAUUUAUCGUAGUCAUUAUGAAACCGAAUUCGAUGUUAAUAAAAUGUUUCUUCCAAAGUAUUGCCACAAUUUCUACUAAAUAUAAUGAGAAAUGUGUUGUACUCAAUAAAAUAAUUUGGUAAUAUUGUAAGUCUAGGAGUCGGGUAAAUAAAUCGAGAAUUUUUCUUUUUAAUUUGAAAGAAAUGCUGAGUAAUUUUUGGUAAAUAGUAAAGAGGUUUAGAUUGCAAGGUUUUCUUGAAUUUUAAAAGCGAGAGGGUUCCCAUUCGAACGAAGAAAGACUUAUAAACAUUAACAGCUGAUUUGUGCUACGCCAUUACGAUAUAAAAGACUAAAAACAACUUAAUAAUAAAUAGUUACAUUUUACAAUUUAGCAUUAUUUUUUUACUUUGGGACUGAACUCUAAUAAAUCCUAUUAAGUCAGUCUAUCGGUAGAGGCCGACAGCUCAUCAAGUUAUUUGAAUCUGUCAAAUGUCUUUAAUAGAUUUUCAACUCUAGCACUUAAGGUAUAAGAUUGAAUGUUGACUGGAAAUUCACAUGGAAUAGCUUGAUGUGCGUGUAUACCAACUGAUCCUAAUCGAGGUAUUCCUCGAAGCGCCACCGUUUUGAGGUGCACCAAUAUCAUUCCUCGGAGCGCACCUUUUAAUAUAACAAUUACUACUGAAAGGUGUAAUCUGAAGAAUAUAAUAUAGGCGCGCCUCAAAACGGGUGCGCCUCAAAAUAGUAGCGCUUCGAGGAAUACCUGGUUGAAGCAGCUUGAUUUGCUGGCUUCUUUACCAACAGUCCCUUAUCUAAAUUGAUGCGCUAAAUUGUACAAUGUGACGUCAAUAUUCAAGAAAUAACUUGCAAUGUAAACAAGAAAAAUACUCGUUUUAAUAUAAUUUGUUAUAUGUGGUCCACACCCCUGUGAUUCUAUGGCUGUUUUACCAUUAUUUAUUGUUUCAGUUUCAAGUUUAAUUUUUGUGUUGAAGUGAUAAUUUUUAUGAAAUAUUUUUUUUAGAUUUUACAAAAUUGCCGGUUACAGGAUAUAGGGAUACAAGAAUGACUUACGCAAUUUUAGCCUGUCAAAUACUUAAGCCAAAUUAUGUAAUGCUUUAAUUUAAUUACCUAAAUUUUCGUUUAUACAAUUUCUGAAUUUGUAAUCCUUUUUAUUGUUCACGAUGAAACUUCCAGUAAAGAUAGUUUUCUUUCAAAAUAUAUUUCAUAAAAAUAUUACACUUCAACACUGUUUUUUCUGAAAGAUGUUUUAUCUUUCGGUUUUUCAAAUUUGAUUUUCUGUUAUGUUUUUAAAAAGAUUCUAUCGUAAAUGUUUCUUGUUUUUUAGUUUUGUUUAUUUUUUAGUUUCAAUGAUAUUAUUGUCACUUUCAAAAUUAUGAUAAAACUUUUUUGAAAAGUGUUACUGUGGUGAUAAAAUUUUGGAUUUUUAACUACAUGAUAUUAACACCGUCCUUAAUCGGUAGUCAACAGAAUUCUGAUAAUAAUCAAUUAAAAUCUUAUUAAUUAGCUCAAUUGAUCACACAGUAACAUUUUUGAAAAUCAAAAAUCUUUUUUAAACAAUUCACUGAUAUUUUACUGUGUGUUUUCAAGACUGUAUUGUUUAAGUAAUUAAAAAAAACUAUUUAAAAAGAUGGUCAUGCUCGGAAAAAUAAAUAGAAAAAAAUAUGCACAAAAUUAUGCCAUUCCUUAUGAAUUAUGAGACAAUAUUGGGCUAUUUUUUGUGCUCCAAAAUUAAAAUUUCGAAAAUGUAUAAAAGUCCCUUCGUACACUCGUGUACGCAAGGCUUCGAAAAACGUCGAUUUUGUAUUUAAGAGACUAAUAAAAUACAAAUUCUUAAUUUCCCACACAGUUACAGCUCCUCUAAGCUGAAAUAACGCGCCCUAGUACGGCAAUUUAGUUUUAAUAGUAAAUUCAGUAGUUCAUUUCAGCGUGUAGAUACAGAAUAUUAUACACAUUGGAGAAAUUUUGUUUUGUAUAUCAGUCGCUUAUAGACCAAAAUCAUGGGUUAUUGAAGAUUUGCGUAGGUACCCUAGUGUAGGGUGGAGCUUACAGCAAAAUUAUCUCCCCAUAAAGCAAUCCAGUUUUCUAGUCUACUCUUGGUGACUAGAUACUCUUUGGCUCAGGAGUAUUUAGCAAAUUACCUUCCUGGAUACUUCUUAAUUCCAAUAACUUUCCAGACUGUCAGGGUGCUGAAGAUGAAUUCUAUGAAAAACUUAUUGUUACAAAGCGUCAUAAAAUUCCAUCCCAUCACUACAGUUGUGAAGCUACGUACUAAUGUUCGUGAAACCGUCACUCGCACACACACAUGAGCAUCGACGAGCUUUUACCGGCGCUAUCGAUGCUGUCAGUACUGAGUGUCGUGCAUCGAGCACAUGCGUGUGUGAGUGACGUUGUUACGAACGAUAGUACGUAGCUUCACAACUUUUUGCAAGCGAAUAUAUUUUAACUGUGCCAUCAGUGUCGACUGGGAGCGUGCCCAAGAGGCUGCUAAAAUUGGUAAUGUUAACAGAUUUAGGAAUAUUAAAUGGAAGUUAUUCUUGAUUUUAUCUGUUGUCCAAAAAAGCCUUUUUCCAUUGAAAUUAUCGUUAAUUUAUAAACUUACUGGGUAAAUACAAAUAUCUACAUUGUCCAAAAUAUAUAGUCAAAAUGUAUUUAUUUAUUUAUUUAAAAUUUAUUUAAAAUCCGAGCAUGACACAUCAAAAUGCGUCGAAAAUAUGUGUAUGUGUCGUUGGACCAAAGUGGAUACUUCGAGUGUAGAGACAUAAUAUAGUGCAUGUACUUGGAUUUUAUUAUGUAGGGGACAAUAUGGGGAUUCGAAGUCAAAGUCAAGUCAUAGUAAAAAAGUAUAGAAGUGAAGGACGGGGGUUUUGCAAUCAUUACCAAUUAUUUUUUUCAGUUAAGGUGAGAUAGAAUUUGGAUUCGUAGGUAGGUAAUGGAUAUUACCUUAUACUUACGAAAUUAUGUAGUUAGGUAUGUGAAAUAUUUUUUUUUUCUAAUCUGGAAUUGAUCAUAGAAGGGGAUAAAAGUAUGUAGCUUAUUUGUAUGGGGAUUAAACUAGUUUUGGUUGGUCCAGUACUGAAUGUUGGGUGAAUUUGGAAUAAUAACAACCCUGGAAUCUGAUAUUCCAGGUUUGGUCCUUUCAGGUAACCAUGGUCGUUGGUCUUAAAGAGAUUUAGGUAUGUUCCAUACUGUCUCCUACAUAAUAUUCUAAGUGAUCGAGUGGUCGAUUUGUUUUAUAAUUUGUACCUAACUAUCGAUUGUCGAAAAUUAAACAAUGUUUAAGGCUCUCGGUUCUGAACCUUUAGCUUAAUUCUUUGUUAUUUUGAGAAAAAAAUAAAAUAAACAUAAUUGUAUAUAAA